GAGGCCGGUCCGCAGCCGCGCGGCGCUCAGCGCCCCAUUCAUGCUGGGCAGCGGCGACGCAGCCACGCAGCGGAGCGGAGCCCGGGCGCAGCGGCCUCGGCGGCCUGCGCGGCGUGGGCGGCCCCGCGGAGGGGCAAGCGGCAGGGCGCGGCGAUGGCCGGCGGCGGGGCGCGCCCGGGGUUGUCGGGGCCAGGAAACCCAGUCCCAUGAUGCUCACCCCUACAGGACCUGAAUACCUUGACUUGAGGCCCCAGCCCACCAUGCCACUGCCAACCCUGAGCCCUCGGACACCACUGUUGCUGCUGCUACUGCUGCUGCUGAGGGGUGUGUGGAUGGCCAUCAGCUCACCCCCAGCUGGUGUGGGUCUACAGCCUGCCUUCCGCACCUUUGUGGCCAAUGACUGGGGCCUCACCCACCUCGUGGUUCACGAGCAGACAGGAGAGGUAUAUGUUGGCGCAGUGAACCGCAUCUACAAGCUGUCAGGGAACCUGACCCUGCUUCGGGCCCAUGUGACAGGCCCUGUAGAAGACAAUGAGAAAUGCUACCCACCCCCCAGUGUCCAGUCAUGCCCACAUGGCCUGGGCAGCACAGACAACGUCAACAAGCUUCUACUGCUGGACUAUGCUGCCAACCGCCUGUUGGCCUGUGGCAGUGCCUCACAGGGCAUCUGCCAGUUCCUGAGGUUGGACGAUCUCUUCAAGCUGGGCGAGCCACACCACCGCAAGGAGCACUACCUGUCCAGUGUCCGAGAGGCCAGCAGCAUGGCAGGAGUACUUAUUGCUGGGACUCCUGGCCAGGGCCAGGCCAAGCUCUUCGUAGGGACACCCAUCGAUGGCAAAUCAGAAUACUUCCCCACAUUGUCCAGUCGCCGGCUCAUGGCCAAUGAGGAAGAUGCUGACAUGUUUGGUUUCGUGUACCAGGACGAGUUUGUGUCAUCUCAGCUCAAGAUCCCAUCAGACACACUGUCCAAGUUCCCAGCCUUUGACAUCUACUAUGUGUACAGUUUCCGCAGCGAGCAGUUCGUAUACUACCUCACCCUGCAGCUGGACACGCAACUUACCUCGCCUGAUGCCGCUGGUGAGCACUUCUUCACCUCCAAGAUUGUGCGGCUGUGUGUGGAUGACCCCAAGUUCUACUCCUAUGUGGAGUUUCCCAUUGGCUGCGAACAGGCUGGCGUGGAGUACCGCCUGGUGCAGGAUGCCUACCUGAGCCGGCCAGGCCAGGUCCUGGCCAAGCAGCUGGGCCUUGCUGAGGAUGAGGACGUGUUGUUCACCGUGUUCGCACAGGGCCAGAAGAACCGUGUGAAGCCGCCCAAGGAGUCGGCGCUGUGCCUAUUCACACUGCGGGCCAUUAAGGAGAAAAUCAAAGAGCGCAUCCAGUCAUGCUACCGUGGUGAGGGCAAGCUUUCACUGCCUUGGCUGCUCAACAAGGAGCUGGGCUGCAUCAACUCGCCCCUGCAGAUCGAUGACGACUUCUGCGGGCAGGACUUCAACCAGCCACUGGGGGGCACGGUCACCAUCGAGGGCACACCCCUUUUUGUGGACAAGGAUGAUGGCCUGACUGCUGUGGCUGCCUAUGACUACCAGGGCCGCACCGUGGUUUUCGCUGGCACUCGCAGCGGCCGCAUCCGCAAGAUACUGGUGGACCUCGCAAACCCCAGUGGCAGGCCAGCGCUGGCUUAUGAGAGUGUGGUGGCUCAGGAGGGCAGCCCUAUCCUGCGUGACCUCGUCCUCAGCCCCAACCGCCAGUACCUCUAUGCUAUGACGGAAAAGCAGGUGACGCGGGUACCUGUGGAAAGCUGUGUGCAGUAUACUUCCUGUGAGCUGUGCCUGGGGUCUCGGGACCCCCACUGUGGCUGGUGUGUCCUGCACAGUGUCUGCUCUAGGCAGGAUGCCUGUGAGCGGGCAGAUGAGCCCCAGCGGUUCGCCUCUGACCUGUUGCAGUGUGUGCAGUUGACUGUCCAGCCACGCAAUGUGUCAGUCACCAUGUCCCAGGUGCCGCUUGUGCUGCAGGCCUGGAAUGUGCCUGACCUCUCAGCUGGUGUCAACUGCUCCUUUGAGGACUUCACAGAAACUGAGAGCAUCCUGGAAGAUGGCCGCAUCCACUGCCGCUCACCCUCUGCCCGGGAAGUAGCACCUAUCACACAGGGCCAAGGAGACCAGCGGGUUGUGAAGCUCUACCUCAAGUCCAAGGAGACGGGGAAGAAGUUCGCAUCUGUGGACUUUGUCUUCUAUAACUGCAGUGUUCAUCAGUCCUGCCUGGCAUGUGUCAACGGUUCCUUCCCCUGCCACUGGUGCAAAUAUCGUCAUGUGUGCACCAACAAUGCGGCCGACUGUGCCUUUCUGGAAGGCCGUGUCAAUGUGUCUGAGGAUUGCCCACAGAUCCUGCCUUCUACCCACAUCUAUGUGCCAGUGGGUGUGGUGAAGCCCAUCACCCUGGCCGCACGGAACCUGCCACAGCCACAGUCAGGCCAGCGAGGGUACGAGUGCCUUUUCCACAUCCCAGGCAGCCCGGCCCGCGUCACUGCACUGCGCUUCAACAGCUCCAGCCUGCAAUGCCAGAACUCCUCGUACUCCUAUGAGGGGAAUGAUAUCAGUGACCUGCCUGUGAACCUAUCAGUUGUGUGGAAUGGCAACUUUGUCAUUGACAACCCCCAGAACAUACAGGCCCACCUCUACAAGUGCCCAGCCCUGCGCCAGAGUUGUGGCCUCUGCCUCAAGGCAGACCCACGCUUUGAGUGUGGCUGGUGUGUAGCUGAGCGUCGCUGUUCCCUCCGUCACCACUGCCCAGCUGACUCACCAACCUCCUGGAUGCAUGCCCACCAUGGCAGCAGCCGCUGCACAGACCCCAAGAUUCUCAAGCUGUCCCCAGAGACAGGCCCUCGGCAGGGAGGGACAAGGCUCACCAUCACUGGCGAGAAUCUGGGCCUGCGGUUCGAGGAUGUGCGGCUAGGAGUGCACGUGGGCAAGGUGCUGUGCAGCCCUGUGGAGAGCGAGUACAUCAGCGCAGAGCAGAUUGUCUGUGAGAUUGGAGAUGCCAGCACAUUGCGGGCCCAUGACGCCCUGGUGGAAGUGUGUGUACGGGACUGUUCCCCCCACUACCGAGCCCUGUCCCCCAAGCGCUUCACCUUUGUGACACCAACCUUCUACCGCGUGAGCCCCUCCCGCGGGCCUCUGUCCGGAGGAACAUGGAUUGGCAUCGAAGGAAGCCAUCUGAAUGCAGGCAGUGAUGUGGCUGUGUCCAUUGGUGGCCGACCCUGCUCCUUCUCCUGGAGGAAUUCUCGAGAGAUCCGCUGCCUGACACCACCCGGGCAGACCCCUGGCAGUGCCCCUAUUGUCAUCAACAUCAACCGUGCCCAGCUCUCCAACCCUGAAGUGAAGUACAACUAUACCGAAGACCCCACUAUCCUGAGGAUUGACCCCGAGUGGAGCAUCAACAGUGGUGGGACCCUCCUAACAGUCACAGGCACCAAUCUGGCUACCGUCCGUGAACCUCGAAUCCGGGCCAAGUACGGAGGUGUUGAGAGGGAGAAUAGCUGCAUGGUGUACAAUGACACCACCAUGGUGUGCCGGGCGCCGUCUAUACACAACCCAACGCGCAGCCCACCAGAACUGGGAGAGCGGCCAGAUGAGCUUGGCUUCAUCAUGGACAAUGUACGCACGCUGCUGGUACUCAACAGCUCCACAUUCCUCUACUACCCGGACCCUGUACUGGAGCCGCUCAGCCCUACUGGGCUCUUGGAGCUGAAGCCCAGCUCCCCACUCAUCCUCAAGGGACGGAAUCUCCUGCCACCUGCUCCUGGCAAUUCCAGGCUCAACUACACGGUGCUCAUCGGCUCCACACCCUGUAUCCUCACCGUGUCUGAGACCCAGCUGCUGUGUGAAGCACCCAAUCUCACAGGGCAGCACAAAGUCACGGUGCGGGCCGGCGGCUUCGAGUUCUCGCCUGGGAUGCUGCAGGUGUACUCGGAUAGCCUGCUUACACUGCCAGCCAUCGUGGGUAUCGGUGGGGGUGGUGGCCUCUUGCUUCUGGUCAUCGUGGCCGUGCUCAUUGCCUACAAACGCAAGUCCCGGGAUGCUGACCGUACCCUCAAGAGACUGCAGCUCCAAAUGGACAACCUGGAGUCACGCGUGGCCCUUGAGUGCAAGGAAGCCUUUGCAGAGCUACAGACGGACAUCCAUGAGCUGACCAGCGACCUGGAUGGUGCCGGCAUACCAUUCCUUGACUACCGUACUUAUGCCAUGCGAGUGCUGUUCCCUGGCAUUGAGGACCAUCCUGUACUGAAAGAGAUGGAGGUGCAGGCCAAUGUGGAGAAGUCGCUGACACUGUUCGGACAGCUGUUGACCAAGAAGCACUUCCUGUUGACCUUCAUCCGUACACUGGAGGCCCAGCGUAGCUUCUCCAUGCGUGACCGUGGGAACGUGGCCUCCCUCAUCAUGACAGCCCUGCAGGGUGAGAUGGAGUAUGCCACGGGCGUGCUUAAGCAGUUGCUUUCUGACCUUAUUGAGAAGAACCUGGAAAGCAAGAACCACCCCAAACUGCUGUUGCGGAGGACUGAAUCGGUGGCAGAGAAGAUGCUAACCAACUGGUUCACCUUCCUUUUGUAUAAGUUCCUCAAGGAGUGUGCUGGGGAGCCGCUCUUCAUGCUGUACUGUGCCAUCAAGCAGCAGAUGGAGAAGGGCCCCAUUGAUGCCAUCACAGGGGAGGCCCGCUACUCUCUGAGUGAGGACAAGCUCAUCCGGCAGCAGAUUGACUACAAGACCCUGACCCUGAACUGUGUGAACCCCGAGAAUGAGAAUGCGCCUGAGGUUCCUGUGAAGGGGCUGAACUGCGACACCGUGACACAGGUCAAGGAGAAACUACUCGAUGCUGUAUACAAGGGUGUGCCUUACUCACAGCGGCCCAAGGCUGGGGACAUGGACCUGGAGUGGCGCCAGGGCCGCAUGGCACGCAUCAUCCUUCAGGACGAGGACGUCACCACCAAAAUUGACAACGACUGGAAGAGGCUGAACACACUGGCUCACUAUCAGGUGACAGAUGGCUCAUCGGUGGCACUAGUACCCAAGCAGACAUCUGCCUACAACAUCUCCAACUCCUCUACCUUCACUAAGUCUCUCAGCAGAUACGAGAGCAUGCUGCGUACAGCCAGUAGCCCCGACAGCCUACGCUCACGAACACCCAUGAUCACGCCAGACCUGGAAAGUGGCACAAAACUGUGGCACCUGGUAAAGAACCAUGACCACCUGGACCAACGCGAGGGUGAUCGUGGCAGCAAGAUGGUCUCUGAAAUCUACCUGACAAGGCUGCUGGCCACCAAGGGGACACUGCAGAAGUUCGUGGAUGACCUGUUUGAGACCAUCUUCAGCACAGCGCACCGUGGCUCUGCCCUGCCUCUGGCCAUCAAGUACAUGUUUGACUUCUUGGAUGAGCAAGCCGACAAACACCAGAUCCAUGACUCUGAUGUGCGCCAUACCUGGAAGAGCAAUUGCCUGCCCCUGCGCUUCUGGGUGAACGUGAUCAAGAACCCACAGUUUGUGUUUGACAUCCACAAGAACAGCAUAACGGAUGCCUGUCUCUCCGUGGUGGCACAGACCUUCAUGGACUCCUGUUCCACGUCAGAGCACAAGCUGGGCAAAGACUCACCCUCCAACAAGUUGCUCUAUGCUAAGGACAUCCCCAACUACAAGAGCUGGGUCGAAAGGUACUAUGCUGACAUUGCCAAGAUGCCCGCCAUCAGUGAUCAAGACAUGAGCGCCUACCUAGCAGAGCAGUCCCGACUGCAUCUUAGCCAGUUCAACAGCAUGAGUGCCCUGCAUGAGAUCUAUUCCUACAUCGCCAAGUACAAGGACGAGAUUCUGGUAGCGCUGGAAAAAGAUGAGCAGGCACGAAGGCAGCGGCUUCGGAGCAAACUGGAGCAGGUGGUGGACACGAUGGCCCUGAGCAGCUGAGCCCUAGAAGUGACCACCCAGCAGGAGGCAGAGCAGGAGGGCAGCAAGGGGGACCCAGGAGACAGCCCUUGGCUCACCUAUACCGAGUGCCAGGUGUGGGGCCUGCAGUUGGGUCCUGGCCCUCGCCUUCCUCUCCCUGCCGUGCAGGGUUGACUUUUAUUGCUGUGGAUGUGAGGGUCCUGCCGAGCCACCUCUGUGCCUAGGGCUUUGCUGCCCUGGGGCGAGGAUUGCAAAGCAGGGCUGGUUCUACCCAAGGAUAUUUGCUGCUUGGCAAGAGCUGCUGGUGGCCUUCCUGGGAGAGAGGUGGCCUCUGAGGGGCCGAGAUAGAAGGCCAGGCCCUCCCAAAGGAGGGCACCAAGACAAGGGACUGGACCAGUUUGCAGUUCCUGACUUCUCCAGCUGCUACCAGCGGGCAGAGUCUGAGGGAGAGGUGAGAUACCCAGGGCUGGGCAAAGAGCCACAGCCUGGGGCUGUCCCACUAGCCUCUACUCCAGCACCCCGUGCUUGCCACCACCCUCGGAUUCACCGCGUGCUCUGCGCGGGCCAAGGCUGGAGUGCCAUGUCCUUCUGUUGGGGAGAGGCUCUACUCCCCUCCUAUGGAGGGGCUGCAGACCCCACUCCUGAGUGACAUGCGGACAACGGCUAGGCAAACCCUUCUCUGUCCUCAGGGCUGUGCCUCUGGGAGCCUCCGGGCCUGGGGCUCCAGUCAGAGUGCAUGUUCCCAUUAUUUAUUCCCCGCUCCUGCUCCUUGCUCUGCCCACCGUGGAGCUCAGGAGGGUAGCAGACCGCUGUCCUACCACCCUACCCUCUCUCCUCCCUGCUCCUGACACUCCCCAGUGGCUUCCAGUCUGGCAUCUCAGCAGUGUCCUGGCCCCUGCAGUGGGACAUCUGGGUACUGCUUUUUAAGGGAACAAGAAAUCCUGCUGCAUUCUGCCCUAGGGGUAGGGCAGGGUACUUCUGCCAUCCUGCUGGCCAUGGACAGUGACCCAAGGGACCGGAGGUCAGCUGUGUCCACCUUUGCCCACAACGAGCAACAGAACACAUUUUUAAUGGACCCUGUACAUAUAUAUAUAUAUGUAUAUGUAUAUAUAUAUAUGUGGCCCCAGCCCCAGUGGGGUGCUGUACAGUUACUUGAGGGAGGAGACACAGAAAGGCAAUUCAGGAGGAACCCAGGUGGAAGAGAGCAAAGCCAAGGGUCCUGGAGCUGCCAUCUGAUGUGGCCUCUGCUUCCCACAGACGGAAGAAGCCCCUGCCCAAGCUACCGGGUGCCCCAACUUCGGGUACAGAGGCUGUGGACCUGCAUGACUGUGCUAGCGUUUAGUCUGAGUUGAUCUUUUCGAACUGCAAGUGUUGAAUACUAGAGGUGGUUAGACCCUUUUUUUUUAAUGUUUUUAAAUUAAUUAGUCAUUGGAAAAGCAAGCGAGCGGCCUAUCCUCUUUUCAAGUUCACUUUUUCGAUGGUACUAAAGAUUAUAAUGGAUUUUAAGGGACAGCUAAAUGUGGCCAGGCCCAGCCUCAGUGCUGGGGACAACGUACCCCAUGUCCAUGGGCUGCUAGCCUUGUACCCCCUCACAUUCCAAGCUGGGGAGCCAGAUGGGACAGGUUGGACGUCAGAUUAGAGCUGCGCCUUUAGGUUGCUAUGGGGCAGGUGCAAGGACUCAGGGAGCUCCUCCUCCAUGGUUGUCAAGGGUCCUGGGUAUCCUAGGCCUUGAGCUCUGGUCAAGUGUCUCUGUGGCUCACUCUUUGGGCUGAUACUGGGGUCAGAGCCGAGUCUAGCCAACCUGGAUAUAACGUUUCUCAGUAGCCCCUGUUGCCUGGGGUUUUCCCCUUGGAUAUAACCCUCUCUUCCUUCUGAUGCCUCCGGGCUGUGCCUGGGUGGGAGUCUCAAUUUCCCCUAAAGUCUUCCCUGGAUGUGGGCUUCAAAUAGAAGCCCCUAGUUCUUCCAGCUCUGCCUGGACCACGCACAGCUUCUAGGCUCAACGCCUUCACUAUCCAGCCCUACCACCCUGCCCAAGGCCCCCAGGCUCCCUUAGAAUGGGCCAGCCUCACUCUACCCUACCAGGCCACCACACCUCUGUGGGUGUCACAGGUGGGUGGUGAGGUCACCUGGAGCAGCCUCCCCAGGGCAUCUGUUCGCAAGCACUUUAGCGUAUCUGUUUACAUGCGAGCUGCCCUAGCUGGUCUCGCCAGGCCUCUUCUCGGCACAGCCAUCAGGGCCAGGCCUCACCUCCCUGGACUGGACUCUGCCAUCUGCUGGCCUUGGUGUUCAAGAGCCACCCAUCUCUGUGGCACCCUGCAAAGGGCUCCACUCCAGCUUAGAUACAGCCUGGGUUUGGAGCCCACUGUGCACUGGGUGGUAGAUGCUCAGAGCCAACCUCUACAGUCCUAGGCCCAAGGGGGUGGCCAAGCACUACUCCAGCCAGCCUGGCUCUAACAUUCUUGGUACUGCCGUCCUGCCGUGGGCUCUGUCCCCCAAAGCCCUAACCUCCUGCCUGGUUUUCCCCCUUUGAACCCAGACUCAGGAGUGCCUAGGCUGUUAAAAGCUGAGCCUGGGUGCCUGGCUUCCACAUGCCUUGGGCUGGCCCUGUGCUCUCCUGCUGGCCCACCCUCUUAUGGUUGGACAGCUGACGAGGGCAGCAGGGAUUAGGGCCUUGAUGUGUCCCCAAGAGGCACAGCAUUGAGUUCCAGGCACAGGCCAGCUCCCUCUGUUGGAACAGAGGGGCCCGACCACAACCCCCUACUCCAGUUCCCCCAGUUUGGAUCUGGUGGCUCACAUCGGUGCUACACAAGCUAGAGUAGAUAUAUUUAGAGAGAGAAAGCUAUUUUUAAGGUGAAGCCCAUGAUUAGCUGUCCUUUAAUGCCGCAGAACACUCCCUUUACCCCCCACCCAAAAAAAUGGUCAUUUGGACGGUCUGAGUAGACCAGGAAGCGGCAGAGCCGACACGCUCAGCCAUCAGAUUGUAAAUAUACGGCUAUUUCCUAUUUUACGGUUCUUCAGAUUUAGUACUUGUAAAUAAACACACAUUAAGGAGAGAUUAAACAUUUUUGCUAAA
Molecule: messenger RNA, 9000 nt
Organism: Microtus ochrogaster (prairie vole)
Lineage: Eukaryota; Metazoa; Chordata; Mammalia; Rodentia; Cricetidae
Gene: Plxna1
Product: plexin A1
Biological process (GO): semaphorin-plexin signaling pathway; regulation of cell migration
Cellular component (GO): semaphorin receptor complex; plasma membrane
Molecular function (GO): semaphorin receptor activity; protein binding
Source: RefSeq, a predicted model, not a curated record